Danio aesculapii is the source of this 4530-nucleotide messenger RNA. It is a transcript of the gene opa1, whose product is annotated as OPA1 mitochondrial dynamin like GTPase. Gene Ontology annotation, biological process: mitochondrial fusion. Gene Ontology annotation, molecular function: GTPase activity; microtubule binding; GTP binding. Gene Ontology annotation, cellular component: cytoplasm; mitochondrial membrane; microtubule. The transcript is spliced from 31 exons. The coding region runs from base 173 to 3277 and encodes 1034 amino acids. The record is from RefSeq and is a predicted model, not a curated record. NCBI's taxonomy places the organism in Eukaryota, Metazoa, Chordata, Actinopteri, Cypriniformes, Danionidae.
GGAACUACUUUCUCCUCUCCCAGCAGCACUUGACACUAGCGAUCGCCUGCUUGUGAUGCCCUUGUUAGCCACGCAGCUAACAUAUGUGCCCCAUUUGGAAAGAUGAAUUGAAUUUUAUACUGGAAAGAGAUCCGAAACUCAUCUAUAUUUGCCAUUAGUUGAUAAUAGCAGGAUGUUACGAGCCGGAAGUGUAGUUACCUGCAUUGCCUGCAAGGGUCUGCUUCCCUCCAGAAUGGGGGUGAAGUUCAGAGUCCCGUUGCAGAAACUGCACCCGCUCUCCCGAGCCAUCCAUCACCGCUACUCUGCUAACAACAACCCACAGAGACCACCUCACUGCUCAGCUGCCCGCCAUUACACAUCUCUCUCCAGGCUUCCCAUGCGUCCUCCCAAAUCACGCUCGGGAGGCCACGGCUAUCAACAGCACCGGACCUUCUGGGUGGCCCGUCUCGCCGCCAGACUGCUGAAACUGAGGUACAUCUUGCUGGGCUCAGCGGUCGGAGGUGGAUACACUGCAAAAAAGACUUAUGAUGAAUGGAAGGAAAUGCUCCCUGAUAUGAGUGAAUACACAUGGAUUGUGCCAGACUUUAUUUGGGAGCUGAGCGAAAAUAUAGAUUUAGACAAGCUAGCCAGUGCUUUACCUGAACUAGAAGAGAUAGCCAAACUACUACCUGAUAUGGAGAAGAUUGGAGAGAACUUCACCUUCCUGAAGAGCCUCCUCUCCAGCGGUUUGGGUAGUGAAGUCAAUGGAGCUUCUGGUCUGCGUCUGUUAUUAGAAACUACUGGCGAUUCAGCCCUGAGAGCACCAGAUGUCCCACCAGCAUCUGCGGCCAUGGCUGACAGCGGCGACAAGCAGUUCAAGAAGCAGGGGCUGCUCAGCGAACUCAUUGUCAUUCAGCAGCAGAUCCAGCAGCAUGAGGAGGAGAUGCGGCGGGCGGCAGCCAAUAACGCUCCGCCUCCGCCCCGUGACCCCAGUCCCAGCCCGGCCCCGAACCCCAGCCCCUCGCAGUCCAAACGCAAGUCAUCCGAUAAAGAGAAAGUCGACCAGCUUCAGGAGGAACUUCUUCGAACUCAGUUGAAGUACCAACGGAUGCUUGAGCGCUUGGAAAAGGAAAAUAAAGAAUUGAGGAAAGUGGUAUUGCAGAAGGAUGACAAGGGUAUUCACCAAAGAAAAGUCAAGAAGUCUUUGAUUGAUAUGUACUCUGAGGUCCUGGACAUUCUUUCAGAUUAUGACUCCAACUACAACACGCAAGAUCACCUGCCAAGGGUGGUGGUAGUUGGGGACCAGAGUGCGGGAAAGACUAGUGUGCUGGAGAUGAUCGCUCAAGCUAGAAUCUUCCCCAGAGGCUCUGGAGAAAUGAUGACGAGGUCUCCUGUCAAGGUGACGUUGAGUGAAGGCCCUCACCAUGUAGCAAUGUUCAAAGACAGCUCUCGGGAGUUUGACCUUGGCAAAGAGGAAGAUCUUGCAGCACUGAGGCAUGAGAUUGAGCUCAGGAUGAGGAAGAGUGUGAAGGAAGGUCAGACAGUCAGCCCUGAGACUAUCUCUUUAAGUGUUAAGGGCCCUGGAAUCCAGCGAAUGGUGCUUGUUGACUUACCAGGGGUCAUCAGUACUGUGACUACUGGAAUGGCUGCAGACACAAAGGAAACCAUUUUUAGCAUUAGUAAAGCUUACAUGCAGAAUCCAAACGCCAUCAUCCUCUGUAUACAGGAUGGCUCAGUAGAUGCAGAGCGCAGUAUAGUCACUGAUCUGGUCAGUCAAAUGGACCCCCAGGGCAAAAGGACCAUAUUUGUUCUUACUAAGGUUGAUCUGGCAGAAAAGAACCUGGCUAGUCCAAGCAGAAUCCAACAAAUAGUAGAAGGCAAAUUAUUCCCAAUGAAGGCUUUGGGCUACUUUGCUGUAGUAACUGGCAAAGGCAGCCCUAAUGAGAGCAUAGAUUCUAUUAAAGACUAUGAGGAGGACUUUUUCCAGAACUCAAGACUGCUGAAGGAUGGCAUGUUGAAAGCUCAUCAGGUGACCACAAAAAACCUAAGUCUUGCUGUGUCAGACUGUUUCUGGAAAAUGGUUAGAGAGUCAGUGGAGCAACAAGCAGAUGCCUUUAAAGCAUCUCGAUUUAACCUGGAGACUGAGUGGAAGAACAACUAUCCUCGCUUACGAGAGCUGGACAGGAACGAGCUCUACGAGAAGGCCAAAAAUGAGAUCUUGGAUGAGGUGAUCAGCUUGAGUCAAGUUACACCAAAACACUGGGAGUCUAUCUUACAAAAGAAGCUUUGGGAAAGAGUCUCGACACAUGUAAUAGAGAACAUCUACCUGCCUGCUGCUCAGACCAUGAACUCUGGAACUUUUAACACCACUGUUGAUAUCAAACUCAAGCAAUGGACUGAUAAACAACUUCCUCAUAAAGCACUAGAGGUUGCUUGGGAGACUCUGCAGGAGGAGUUUGCCCGCUUUAUGGCCGAAUACAAAGGGAAAGACCAAGAUGACAUUUUUGACAAGCUGAAAGAAGCUGUCAAGGACGAGAGCAUCAAACGACACAAGUGGAAUGAAAGAGCCAUGGACAGCUUGAGAGUGAUUCAACACAACGCUCUGGAGGAUCGUUCUAUCACAGAUAAGCCCCAGUGGGACGCCGCUAUACAGUUCAUGGAGGAAACGCUGCAGUCUCGUCUUAAAGACACUGAGUCAGUAAUAGCUGAUAUGGUGGGGCCAGACUGGAAGCAGAGGUGGAUGAGCUGGAAAAACCGAACACCAGAGCAGCACACCCGGAAUGAAACCAAAAAUGAACUGGAGCGUCUGCUGAAACUGCACGAAGAUCACACAGCAUAUUUGGCCAAUGAUGAGGUCACUACAGUGCGCAAAAACCUGGAGGCCCGAGGAGUAGAGGUGGACCCUGUAUUGAUUAAGGACACGUGGCAUCAGCUCUUUCGACGUCACUUCCUGCAGAAGGCACUACUACAUUGCAACCUCUGCCGAAGAGGUUUCUACUACUACCAGAGGCACUUCGUAGACUCUGAGCUUGAGUGCAAUGAUGUGGUUCUGUUCUGGAGGAUUCAGAGGAUGUUGGGCAUCACUGCCAAUACUCUUCGACAACAGCUCACUAACACUGAGGUACGGCGUUUGGAGAAGAACGUAAAAGAAGUAUUAGAAGACUUUGGAGAGGACAAUGAGAAAAAAGUCCAGCUGAUCACAGGCAGGAGGGUUCAGUUAGCAGAAGACCUCAAAAAAGUUCGUGAAAUUCAGGAGAAACUUGAAGCCUUCAUUGAAGCUCUUCAUAAAGAGAAAUAGAGCCAGAUCAUCUUGUCUCUGGAAAGACAGACAUGCUCUUACACAAGAAAAUGCACUGAUCAAAAACCAUCAUUUUUCUUCUUUGCAAAGGACUUUCCUUCCAGCUUCUUCUCUUCUGUUUUUAACAGCUCCUGUUCUAUGUUUUCACAAAUGCACACACACAAAACACACACACUCUUCCCUCUUUAAAACAGUGAAAGUAAGUGCAUUAAGCUGGAGUCCCUUUACAUUUACUGCAUAUUUAUUCACUCUUGGACAAAAAGCACUUACUCUGCUAUCAGAAUGGUAAACAUCACAGCGCUAUGCUUUAUUCUUUCUUCACUCAAAGCUUAAAAACCAACCAAUAUUUGCACCAGAGAAACCCACACACAUCCAUCAUCUCUCAUCCCCCGUUCCCAAUAAAUGACUUGCCCCAGGUCUCUCAUUCCCCUGACUUUCUUUAUUUAAGGUGACAUCUAUGAAUAAGUGCUAAAUGCUGAAACGCAUCUUUACUGAUUGGCCUUGAUAGAGAAAUCUUUCAGAAAUGUUUUCUCACCAGAAGCUGCGAUUUCAUGUCUUGAUGCCAUCACAAGUCACAGAUCAACAUUUUUUUUUUCACCAAAAUGUAUUUUUUUUGUAAUUAUGUAGAAUCUUCUAUUAAUACAUACAGUCGUUUGUUACUCUCAUUGCUUAAUAGUCUCAAUUAGCUUAGUUUAUUAUGUUUAAUAAACUGUGAUUGGCUUGAUCUUGAGGAUGCAGAGUUAUGGAUACAUUAUGAAACCAGAUUAUAUCAUCUGCUGGAUGAAAACUUGUUCAAUACUUUGGUUCCAAACAUCAUUUUCAUUUUUUCUUUUACUACUUGAAAUGGAUCUUGUUUUUCAUCUGCCAUCUUCAGCUAUAGUGCACUUUUAUUUUUUUGCUUGCACAUUUUAUAUCUCGCUCCCUGGAUUCGAUACGAAAUCCACUUUAAUACCCUGCUAAUUUUGAGUGUAAGGGACACCACAACUCAGUUCCUGGUUGCUCAUAAAUGUAAAUGGUAAAUAUAUUUGUAAAGUCUCCGUGAAGUAAGUUCAUUCAAAUGAUCAAUCUGUUGUCACAAGGGGAAUUAUAUGAGUGUGGUGCUUGUAGCAGAGUAGAUGUUGGUUCAUUUAAGAAUGCUUCCCCUAUUUGCUGUAGAUUGUAAUGUUUGCAUGUUGUAUCCCAUCCGAUGUGGUUUAUUUAUUAAAUUGGUGUUAAAGAAAAGAAUAAUAAAAGUGACUUUAAAGUAUGCGAAA